This is a messenger RNA of Owenia fusiformis, 3584 nucleotides long. NCBI's taxonomy places the organism in Eukaryota, Metazoa, Annelida, Polychaeta, Sabellida, Oweniidae. The record is from the annotation of a GenBank genome assembly.
GUCGAAACAGUUUGAUCUACCGAGCUGGGGGAACACUCGCAAUUGGAGAAAAACAGUCCGUUAGUAUAGUUAAGUUCGUUUAUAAAAAUAAGCGUUCUGGGAUGUUCAGAAAGUCAGUUUUGAUAUCUUUAACGCUGUAGGAAUGAUUGUACAAGUUCGUGCUUAGAAACUAGUGAUUUUCAUCUUGUUUUCAGGCGUUUAUUUGAUAAGGGAUUUCUCAUUUCCCACAUUCGCUUAAAAUUGUAUGAUUGAAACAUUGUAAAAAACAAAAACUUCAACAUUGAUGACAUGAAAAAAUAACCGGGAGCGAAAUCACAAAUGCGAAGUCUAAGUUCAGGUCUUUUGAAAGUGACCCCCUGGAGUACUAGUUCUUCCGGUCAUUUUGCAAAGUCAGAAACAAGAACUUCCCGAAGGAGAUAAAUGCGCUGUAUUUGAACACCAACGGUUUAUAGGACUUAAACGAGUACAUUAAUUAAUGAACUACAAAUAAAGAUAAGGAAAGCAUGGAUAAUAUUUCAAACUGAGAAACAAUACACCUUAACCAGAGAGUGAUUAAUACUGAUUAAUUUGUGAUUAACGUAAAAUAUUUGGAUAAUGCAACUCGAUAUUAGGAUUAGAAAACAUAACCCAGAGUGGAAAUACAACAGCAUAGAAGCAGAAGGUUAAUUUGCGAAGCACUCUGACUUGUCUAACAGCAGCAUUACAUAAAUGCGAGUUGGAAGAUUUGGUGAAAGGCGCGCAUUUCCUAAAUAAUAUGACAGCAGGUAAUAAAAUGUAGUUACAAAGACAAACAUCGAAGCACACGUCUUAGAAAAGUCACACCCGGGGUCACACCAAGGAACAAUAUGGACUUAAUACAUUUUAGCGUUACCUAUAAAUUGUAAAAUUAGGGUACCGCACUUCGAUUUUUACAAUGGACAAUGUAGACACUGACCUUUCACAUCUUGAAUUGAGUGAUUCUAUCGAUGAUGAUUUUGGUAUACAACAAGCAUAUGGAGGGAGACAACAUGGGCCGUUCUAUAUGCCAUACCUUGCCCGUGCAAGACAGAGAUCAAACACAUUCUCUACGCUUCCCUCUCCAAGGCCGGCCCCAAAGGCAAGGCGCGGGCUUGACCAACACUCCCCUCCACCCCAAAAGGCAUUUGCAUGUCGCCCCCAUAGGACCCAACUAUCACCUACAUUUGAAACGGACUAUAGCUUGGAAAUGCGUCCGAGAACACUCAGUAUGCCAAAUAAACAAAAUCGUCCAAACUUUCUGGAUAUAACUCAAAAUUAUGAUACUGCUGAAAAAGAUGUUGAAUCGAGUGAUGUAACAAAUCAAAAAGAGGAUGAUACUUCUGAAGACAUUGAUGAAGUAUAUAGAGUUAGAACAUUUACAACUACGUCAAAGGGAAACAUUCUCUCGAGUGGUGAUGCUUUUAGAAGAAGGAGCUCGAGCUCUGUAUCUGCUGAUAGUGGUCACAUGUCAGACGAUUUCCGUGGACGUUCAUCAAGUUCCGGUUCGAAUUCCCGCCAAGAUUCAUUAGCAGACGGCACCUUCAGACGUACUAAAUAUGCUCAAGGUCCAAUGCUGGAAGAAUUCAGACGACGGACUUCAAGCGGGGCUUCCUCAGGUUACAAACUGCCUUUCCGAAGGAGAACCUCAAGUUCUACUUCUCGUGGCUCUCACUCGAGUGGGUACCUCUCCGCAGACGACUUCCGGAACAGAACGAGCAGCAACGCCAGCAGUUGCUCCUCCGGUGCGGUGUUCUCAGAUGUCCCUUUAACCUCGUUCAAAGUGAUCGUUCUUGGUGCACCGGGCACCGGCAAAAGUGCACUUAUCAAUCAGUUUAUGACAUCUGAGUACAUGGAUGGAUUUAACUUCGACACAGAAUCUGGUUCUUCGCAGACUGUCAGUGUGCUGCUGGACGGCGCCGAGUCUUUGUUGGAGUUCCAGGAGAGCGAGGACGAUAGGUACUUUGACGCCUCCGAGGAAAAAGCAGACGCGUAUAUCGUCACGUUCUCUAUGACGGACCGUGAUUCGUACCAUCACGCUAUAGAUGUCCUCUACCACCUACGGGAGGAACACUAUACCCCCGCAGUAGUCAUCCUCGUGGGCAACAAGACUGAUAUCGUCCGACAAAGGCAGAUUCUGGUCGAAGAGGGGAAGUCCACGUCAAAGACCUACGACUGUACAUAUACCGAGAUAUCCGCUGCACUCAACCACAAAGUGGACGACCUCCUUGUCAGUACAUUGGCUCACAUUAGAAACAAAUUAAAGCCAAAGGAUGAAACAUCUAGGAAGAAAUCUGUCAAUAAAAUGGCUAAAGGGAUAAUCAGUAAAAUACAAUCGCAUCUUUUUGUUAAAAGCGAAGAGAAGGAACGUUCCGAUCGGUCCCCAAGACACGAUCGGUCCCCAAGACAUGAUCGAUCCCCAAGACAUGAUCGAUCGCCUCGUCAUGGUUCGUCACCUCGUCAAAGUUCGUCGUCCUCUCCACGUCAUGGAUCGUCAUCCUCUCACCAGGGGUCUCCACUGCAUUACAAAUCCUCUCCACGUCACGCUUCAUCCUCGUUCUGGGAGCGAUCAGACGACUCAACUCCUGUUUAUGACGAUACGCUACAAUGAUUAAAGUACAAUAACUACAAAGCAAUAGUGUGAAAACGUGCUUGUAACACUAAAGAUUGCUUCUAACACCCCAUAGUGAAGGGACAAUAAGAAGCGAUUUUCAAAUCAUUGUACAGUAAAAGCAUUUUAUGUGGAAAACCCUUGAAAAUGAAACCAUGGUCUUUCUAUGAUGAAACUAAGUCAUAUAACUUAAAUAUACCCAUUAAUUACAAAGUGGAACACUUUUGAGGUACAAGAGGCGUUCCACUUGGGCAGGUUUUAUUGGUAAUUCAUUUGUAAUGGGAGAUCAAAUACCAUGCCAUUCUCAGCUCUUUGUUCAAAGAUACUUCCCAAGCUACAUGUAUUCCAUAUACCGUACCUGCCAAAUAUUGCCAAAUAUAUAUUCUAAGUAUGAACAGUUCAAGUACAGGAUGUAUAGAUUUUGUUCUGAAAUGCAAAACAAUCAAAAUGUACUGAGAUUUACAAAACAAUUAGUAUUCUAAGUACAAUGUUUUACGUACCUGAGAGCAUUUUAUAUCAAACUACCUCGUUGCAAUGCAUUUAUAUCAAACUACCUCGUUACAAUGCAUUUACACCAAACUACCUCACUGCAAUACAUUUGUAACACAAUACUGUAUAGCCCCAUUGCCCCAUUGUAAACUAUUUCAUUGCUAUGUAUUUACAUCAAAUUGCUUUGUUGUAAUGCAUUAUAUACCUUAUUGCAACCCAUAUAGAUAAACCUACCUCAUUGCAAUACAUUUACAUCAACUCACCUCAUAGUAGUGAUUUUAAAUAUAAAAUCACCUUGUUACAAGGUACUUUGUGUCAACCUACCUUAUUGCAAUGUAUUUAUAUCAAACUACCUCAUUGCAUUGCAUUAGUAAUUACAUUCAUUGCAUUUUGUAAAUAUAUACCUUGCUGUAUCCCAUGUCACAUUUAAUAGAAUGAAGUUUUGUAUAAUAAAUGUGUAUAAUGCAAUUUAAGGGUGUACUAAAUAUAA